AUGGUGAACUCAGACAAACAAGUCCAGAUCACAGCCCAAAAGUGCACGGGUGCGCUAUACAGCACUGCCCUGAAAAGCUGGCCCGGCGACGGCGACGCGAUCCGCGAUUCGACCCUCAAGAGAUACAGCUUCUCCAAGCAGCUCACGGUGCUCUUCUGUGGGGCUUGCUCGAGCCCGAUGUUCUUCGAAAUCCACAGCGGGCAGUAUCGUGAGUCCUACAGUACGCUGGGGGGCGAGUAUGGCGUUAUGACUGGGGCGUUGUCCAAUGAUGGCCCGGAUGGCCUGGUGAGGCUCGAGAACCACGUCUUCGUGGGUGACACCAAGGACGGAGGGGCAAGCAUGUGGAUGCGGCGACCCAACGGCGAUGGCGUGGAGGCGAGGAGGUGGAUGGGUCUACCUUCUAAAAGCGAGGAGGUUGCAUUCGACUGGCCAGGAGCGUCGAACUCAGUGGCUGAAAUCCAAAGCAACCUGGCUGCCGAAAUUCCCAUCCGCUGCCAUUGUGGCGGUGUCGACCUCGUUUUCCAGCGACGGAAGGCAGAGGAAGAGUUCAUGGCGAAGGCCAAGUCAGAGCUACCAUGGUUCGUCCAUCCAGAGACGAAGAAGCUCAUGGCUUCUGUCGACCCUUGCGACUCGUGCAGGCUGUCAGCUGGGGUGGAUUUCUGGACAUGGACGUUUGUCCUCAUCAGACACAUUGGCUUCGCGCCCAAUACGAACGGCAGCGAUAGCAUUUUCCCCGACGAUACAAAAGAUCUGAAGGCGGCUGUUGAAAAAGAGGGACCGGAUCGAGAUCCAAGGCUGGGUACGCUGUCAUGUUAUGCUAGCUCAAAAGACGUACAGCGAUACUUCUGCUCACGCUGCUCGGCCAGCGUGUUCUACGCCGUGGAUGACAGAACUGAUAUGAUGGACUUGGCAGUCGGUUUACUUGAUUCUGCGGAUGGCGCAAGAGCAGAGAGCCUGUUGAGUUGGUCAAUGGUCAGGACCCUGCCGAAGUUUGUAUGGAGGGAUGAUAUGUUGAACGGGUGGAGGAAACAUUGGCUCGAGUCGGUCGAGGAUGAAGCUGAGGAGUAUAGGAAGGCCAAGAGGUAG
This is a messenger RNA of Diaporthe citri, 1086 nucleotides long. RefSeq lists its product as uncharacterized. The record is from RefSeq and is a predicted model, not a curated record. The transcript is spliced from 2 exons. Lineage: Eukaryota; Fungi; Ascomycota; Sordariomycetes; Diaporthales; Diaporthaceae. The coding region runs from base 1 to 1086 and encodes 361 amino acids.